This is a messenger RNA of Coccinella septempunctata (seven-spotted ladybird), 366 nucleotides long. RefSeq lists its product as uncharacterized. The record is from RefSeq and is a predicted model, not a curated record. The coding region runs from base 1 to 366 and encodes 121 amino acids. NCBI's taxonomy places the organism in Eukaryota, Metazoa, Arthropoda, Insecta, Coleoptera, Coccinellidae. The transcript has a single exon.
AUGGAGAUCCAUUCCUACAGCGACGCAUCUCUCAACGGUUAUGGAUGUGCUAUCUACAUCAAGAUCAUCGAUGAAAAUGGAAUGACGCACAUCACCCUUCUGAUGUCAAGAUCCAAAGUCAGUCCAGUGAAGAAUGCCACCAUAUUCCCCAGAUUAGAACUAUGUGCAGCCCUUCUACUCGCCAAGACCACAACCAGGGCUGUAACUGCACUCAGCUUACUAAAAGUACCAAUAUUUGCAUGGACCGACUCAACAAUAACUAUUGCAUGGAUAAAAAGCCAAUCCUACCAGAUGGAAAAGUUUUGUUGCAAACCGAGUUCAAGAAAUUCACAAACACAUCGGACCAGAAAAUUGGUACCACGUUAG